AUGUCUAAAAAUAGCAACAUGAAUAACAAUAGGUCCCAAGAACCGAAUAACAUGUUUGUGCAAACGACAGGAGGCGGUAAGAACGCUCCAAAGCAAAUUCAUGUUGCACACAGGCGUUCCCAAAGUGAGUUAACGAAUCUGAUGAUUGAACAAUUCACUUUGCAGAAGCAAUUGGAGCAAGUUCAAGCACAGCAACAACAGUUAAUGGCGCAGCAACAACAAUUGGCGCAACAGACCGGUCAAUACUUAUCAGGAAAUUCCGGUUCAAACAAUCAUUUUACGCCCCAACCCCCUCACCCUCAUUACAACUCAAAUGGUAAUUCGCCCGGUAUGAGUGCAGGUGGCAGUAGAAGUAGAACUCAUUCCAGAAACAACUCUGGAUAUUAUCAUAAUUCUUAUGAUAACAAUAACAACAACAAUAAUAACAACAACAAUAAUAAUAAUCCUGGGUCUAACUCACAUAGAAAGACGAGUUCGCAAUCCAGCAUAUACGGCCAUUCUAGAAGGCAUUCUUUAGGUCUAAAUGAAGCUAAAAAGGCUGCUGCUGAAGAACAGGCCAAGAGAAUAUCUGGGGGUGAAGCGGGCGUGACUGUGAAGAUAGAUGCUGUUCAAACAGAUAGUAGCUCAAAUUCUGCUACGGAGCAAUCUGACUUCAAAUUCCCACCACCGCCAAAUACUCAUCAGGGGCACCGCCGCGCAACUUCAAACCUAUCACCUCCCUCUUUCAAAUUUCCUCCGAACUCUCACGGCGAUAAUGACGAUGAAUUCAUAGCAACCUCUUCAACGCACCGCCGUUCAAAGACAAGGAAUAACGAGUAUUCUCCUGGCAUUAAUUCCAACUGGAGAAACCAAUCACAGCAGCCCCAACAGCAACUCUCUCCAUUCCGUCACAGAGGCUCUAAUUCAAGGGAUUAUAAUUCUUUUAAUACUUUAGAACCUCCUGCAAUAUUUCAACAGGGGCACAAGCAUCGUGCUUCUAAUUCAUCUGUUCAUAGUUUUAGUUCACAGGGUAAUAACAACGGAGGUGGGCGUAAAUCCCUCUUCGCACCCUAUCUCCCUCAAGCCAAUAUCCCUGAGUUAAUCCAAGAAGGAAGACUAGUAGCUGGUAUUUUAAGAGUUAAUAAAAAGAACAGAUCAGAUGCUUGGGUUUCUACAGAUGGCGCUCUUGAUGCUGAUAUUUACAUUUGCGGCUCCAAAGAUCGUAAUAGAGCUCUCGAAGGUGAUUUAGUUGCAGUGGAAUUAUUAGUUGUUGACGACGUUUGGGAAUCCAAGAAAGAAAAGGAAGAAAAGAAGAGGAGAAAGGAUGCCUCUAUGCAGCACGACCUAAUUCCCUUGAACAGUAAUGACGAUUACCACAACGAUGCAUCUGUCACUGCUGCAACAAGCAACAAUUUUCUAUCCUCACCCUCUUCAUCUGAUUCACUAAACAGAGAUGAUUCAUCCGUCAGAAGAAAGAGAUCAUCCACUAUUAAUAAUGAUAGUGAUUCUUUAUCAUCUCCUACCAAAACAGGUGUGAAAAGAAGAAGUUCAUUGAAACAACGUCCUACUCAAAAGAAAAAUGAUGAUGUUGAAGUUGAGGGCCAGUCGUUGCUAUUAGUUGAAGAAGAAGAGAUCAAUGAUAAAUACAAGCCACUUUACGCAGGUCAUGUUGUUGCCGUUUUGGAUCGUAUCCCUGGUCAGUUAUUUAGUGGUACAUUGGGUUUAUUGAGACCUUCCCAACAAGCCAAUAGCGACAAUAACAAACCACCACAAAGCCCAAAGAUUGCUUGGUUCAAGCCUACUGAUAAGAAGGUCCCAUUAAUUGCAAUUCCUACGGAAUUAGCUCCAAAAGACUUUGUUGAGAAUGCCGAUAAAUACUCCGAGAAGUUAUUCGUUGCCUCUAUCAAACGUUGGCCAAUCACAUCUCUGCAUCCAUUUGGUAUUCUGGUUUCCGAACUUGGGGAUAUUCACGAUUCUAAUACUGAAAUUGAUUCUAUUUUAAGGGAUAACAAUUUUCUUUCAAAUGAAUACUUGGAUCAAAAAAAUCCGCAAAAAGAAAAACCAAGUUUCCAGCCACUACCAAUAACCCCUGAAAGUUUAGAAUUUAGAAGGGAUUUUACUGAUGCUAAUGAAUACAAUAUCUUUGCGAUUUCCGAGCUUGGAUGGGUCUCGGAAUUUGCUUUGCAUGUCAGAAAUUACGGAAAUGGUACUUUAGAGCUGGGUUGUCAUGUUGUUGACGUAACCAGUCAUAUUGAAGAAGGCUCCUCUGUUGAUAGGCGUGCGAGAAAGAGGUCCUCCGCCGUAUUUAUGCCACAAAAACUUGUCAAUUUGUUGCCACAAUCUUUCAAUGACGAACUUUCAUUGACUCCUGGUAAGGAAUCGGCCACAAUAUCGGUCGUUUACACUCUAGAUUCUUCUACUCUAAGGAUUAAAUCUACUUGGGUGGGCGAAUCUAAAAUUUCCCCAUCAAAUAUUCUAUCAUUGGAACAGUUGGACGAAAAAUUAUCAACUGAGAGCCCUGGUAGCUACCUUUCUACUGUACAAGAAAUCGCUAGAUCAUUUUAUGCUAGAAGAAUAAAUGAUCCAGAAGCUAAGUUGCUUCCCACAUUAUCCUUGUUGGAAAGCUUGGAUGACGAAAAAGUUAAGGUUGACUUGAACAUCUUGGAGAGGACUUUAGGCUUUGUUGUAAUUAAUGAAAUUAAAAGAAAAGUCAACUCAACCGUAGCAGAGAAGAUUUACACCAAACUUGGCGACCUAGCUCUUUUGAGAAGGCAGAUGCAACCGAUUGCAACCAAGAUGGCGUCAUUUAGGAAGAAGAUUCAAAAUUUCGGUUACAAUUUUGAUGUCAAUACAGCGGAUGAAUUAAUCAAAGCAGUGCUAAAAAUCAAAGACGAAGAUGUUAGAGUCGGAAUCGAAAUUUUGCUGUUCAAAACCAUGCCAAGGGCUAGAUACUUUAUUGCAGGUAAAGUGGACCCAGAUCAAUAUGGUCAUUAUGCUUUGAACCUGCCUAUUUACACACAUUUCACAGCUCCAAUGAGAAGAUAUGCUGAUCAUGUCGUUCAUAGACAGCUAAAAGCCGUUAUUCACGAUGAUCCAUACACCGAAGAUAUGGAAGCUUUGAAGAUUACCUCGGAAUAUUGUAAUUUUAAAAAGGACUGUGCCUACCAAGCACAAGAACAAGCAGUUCACCUACUGUUGUGCAAAACAAUCAACGACAUGGGUAAUACCACCGGACAAUUAUUAACAAUGGCUACUGUUUUGCAAGUUUACGAGUCUUCCUUUGAUGUCUUUAUUCCAGAAUUUGGUAUUGAAAAGAGAGUUCACGGGGAUCAACUACCUUUGAUCAAAGCUGAGUUUGACGGUACCAAUCGUGUUUUGGAGUUGCACUGGCAACCUGGCGUAGAUAGCGCAACUUUCAUACCACCAGAUGAGAAAAAUCCGAAAUCCUAUAGAAAUUCCAUUAAGAACAAAUUCAGAUCUACAGCUGCUGAAAUCGCUAACAUUGAACUCGAUAAAGAAGCUGAAGCAGAACCAUUGAUUAGCGAUCCAUUGAGUAAAGAACUCAGCGAUUUGCAUUUAUCAGUACCAAAUCUAAGACUUCCAUCUGCGAGCGACGACAAGCAAAGUGCUCUAGAAAAGUUUAUUUCUACUACUGAAACCAGAGUCGAAAAUGAUAACUAUAUACAAGAAAUACAUGAACUGCAAAAGAUUCCUAUUUUAUUGAGAGCUGAAGUGGGAAUGGCUUUGCCAUGUUUAACUGUCCGUGCAUUAAAUCCAUUCAUGAGGAGAGUAUAA
Molecule: messenger RNA, 3774 nt
Organism: Saccharomyces paradoxus
Lineage: Eukaryota; Fungi; Ascomycota; Saccharomycetes; Saccharomycetales; Saccharomycetaceae
Gene: SSD1
Product: mRNA-binding translational repressor SSD1
Exons: 1
Coding region: 1-3774 (1257 amino acids)
Biological process (GO): mRNA catabolic process
Cellular component (GO): exosome (RNase complex); P-body
Molecular function (GO): RNA binding; 3'-5'-RNA exonuclease activity
Source: RefSeq, a predicted model, not a curated record